Messenger RNA from Aspergillus vadensis CBS 113365, 310 nucleotides. RefSeq lists its product as uncharacterized. The annotation marks the transcript as partial. The record is from RefSeq and is a predicted model, not a curated record. Lineage: Eukaryota; Fungi; Ascomycota; Eurotiomycetes; Eurotiales; Aspergillaceae. The transcript is spliced from 2 exons.
GUCCAUGGCGUUGCCUCGUAUGGAACUGGAUGCUACCUAGGAGGUCACGCUUCUCCCCGUGCCACGAUAAUAUGGAGCCCGGGAAUCACUCUGGGCGCAGGUGCAUUUUUCUCUCAUCAAGGGUCUUUCUCUUCUGCCUGUUUUGACAAUAAGAAGUAGGCCUAAUGAAAAAGGCCAAUACAAAUUUGUCCCAUUGAGUUUCAAAGGGGGCAUUGUCCGUUCUGAAGAUCAGGAGGACGAGAAGCUUCCCAAGGUGAAUUUUGGGCAACUUCUAGAGCAUUACGCGGAAAAUGACGUCUCAGUGGAUUAC